CAAUCGCAGUCGAAAACAAAAUUUGCCCAAUCUCAUGUUUAUAACCUGAACGAUUUACUGAUCCAAGCAGUCUUGUGCACAUAAUAUCUCGUCUGGGCGGGUAUAUGAACCGUAUCCAACGUAGCACUCGUCGAAGAUGGUUCCAACAAAGCCCCUUUGAGUCGUUCUCGGAAGAUGGAAUACCCCUUGUCAAGGUCUACACGAACCUACUCGGAUUCACUUACGAAUAAGCAAACGGCUCCUGCUGUCAUAUUCGCAUACAGAAUGCUCCGCACUACCAGCAGUUCAAGCGCUUUGAUAUAUAACCUUCCAGGAUCCCUGUAAUAAAUCCUGCCAGGCUCGAGCUCAAUUCGUUCCAGAGAUGUCUACUUCCAUGUCUACGGCCUCAUCUUCAUCUCCUACAAAAACCGAGAGCUCAAAUCUACAGGAUCCUCGGCUGAUUUCUGUAUCCGAACUGGACAAGGUUUUCGAUAUUCAGAAUGAUUUUCGGGCGAUUAGGGAUUCAAUACACACGAUCGACUCUUUCAUGGUCACUGAACCAGAAAACAGUCAUCGGCCCGCGCCUGCUAGACGGUUGUUCUAUUGGAAGAUGGAUUUUUAUGUUUUACCCGUCCUUGGAAUGAUGCUGGCAUUGGUCGCCCUCGAUCAAACGACCUUCAGAGCUUUUCGACUCUCAGGCAUCGAAGACAAACUAUCAUUGAGCGACAAGCAAUACAAGAUGUCCUUGACUUUGACCUACAUCCCAUUUGUUGUCUCACCGUAUCCCUUGAACCUGAUGCUUCGGAGAUUGGGACCGAACUAUGUUCUUCCCGGGAUAAUUGUCCUAUGUGGUGUCAUAAUACUCUCGACAGGUUUCGUCAAAUCUUACGAAGCACUUCUCGCAUGUCGUUUCCUCCUCGGUCUCUUCGAAGGCGGCCUCCUUCCCGGCAUAGCUAUCCAUCUGACCUCUCUAUAUCCCCGGCACAAGUUGGCAUUCAGGUAA
This is a messenger RNA of Marasmius oreades (fairy-ring Marasmius), 982 nucleotides long. RefSeq lists its product as uncharacterized. The record is from RefSeq and is a predicted model, not a curated record. Gene Ontology annotation, cellular component: membrane. The transcript is spliced from 4 exons. Bases 362 to 982 code for a protein of 206 amino acids. Gene Ontology annotation, biological process: transmembrane transport. Gene Ontology annotation, molecular function: transmembrane transporter activity. Lineage: Eukaryota; Fungi; Basidiomycota; Agaricomycetes; Agaricales; Marasmiaceae.